AUGAGGCCCUCCCGCUCCUUGUCGGAGCAGCUCCUCCGAAGCGUGUUCUAUCCAAAGAGCUCUACCCCACGCCAUGCAGCUUUGCGAACUUUCUUCACAUCAUCGCAGGCGGUCUCUAAGGAGGCUCUCUCUUCUAGAUUGAUCAUUCAGAGACACCACCAGCUAACACGAAACCAAUUCUUCCGUCGCUUCCGCUCCCUUCGCUUUAACAGUAACAAACACACCCCCUCGCAAAGACCGAAUCCUACACCACACCUUGGAAGUCCCGAGCCAGCCCUCACCUUAUCGCAGCGCCUAAAGAAGCUCUCACGAGAGUAUGGAUGGACCGCAUUGGGAGUCUACUUCGCCCUUUCGGCUUUGGAUUUCCCUUUCUGCUUCCUUGCCGUACGGUAUCUCGGUGCAGAAACCGUUGGACACUACGAGCACAUCGUUGUAGAAGCAGCGCAGAAUGUUAUCCGUAUAGUGUUCCCGAACUUCGGAAAGAAUAAAGGAGGGCAGGAAGCUUCCGUCAGUGGCGAUGUUGCUGAAGCCACUGCCCGCGAGGCAAUCUGGACUCAACUCACAUUGGCCUACGUUAUUCACAAGUCAUUCAUCUUUAUUCGAGUUCCACUUACCGCGGCCGUAUUGCCAAAGGUCGUCAAGACGCUGAGAAACUGGGGUUGGAAUAUCGGCAAGCGGAAACCCCGAGCGGGCUGA
Molecule: messenger RNA, 696 nt
Organism: Aaosphaeria arxii CBS 175.79
Lineage: Eukaryota; Fungi; Ascomycota; Dothideomycetes; Pleosporales
Exons: 2
Coding region: 1-696 (231 amino acids)
Cellular component (GO): mitochondrion
Source: RefSeq, a predicted model, not a curated record